Molecule: messenger RNA, 4806 nt
Organism: Photinus pyralis (common eastern firefly)
Lineage: Eukaryota; Metazoa; Arthropoda; Insecta; Coleoptera; Lampyridae
Product: protein grainyhead
Exons: 15
Coding region: 333-3716 (1127 amino acids)
Biological process (GO): regulation of transcription by RNA polymerase II
Cellular component (GO): nucleus
Molecular function (GO): DNA-binding transcription activator activity, RNA polymerase II-specific; RNA polymerase II cis-regulatory region sequence-specific DNA binding
Source: RefSeq, a predicted model, not a curated record
UCAGUAGAGUAUUAGUUCGAAACACCUGUAGACGCUAGUAUGUGAUUGAACACUGAAUUUUAUAAAUAUUAGGGAAUGUAUGUUGCCAGAGUGUGCUAGAAUGGAAUCUGUCGCGAAGUGUAUGUUGUUGUGUCCGGGAAUGUGAGGUACAGGAGCGAACAAAGGGACUCUCAUCUCCAUAGGUUAGCAAACUCUCCGAAACAUCGCCGCAACCACGCAUUCCGUCGAUUAAUUAACGCCAUUAAAAGUGCCAUAAAUAAACAUUCGAUAUACGUAAAAGUGCAAUAACGCGAACUUGAAUAUUCAAAGUGAACACUGUGAUACAAAAGACAAUGACUCGCCGCAAUUUAGAAGAACUAUCUGCCAAUUCCUCUUCGCCGAUGGAUUCAGAUGGUACAAUUAUGUCUCCGCCUCCUCCCCAAGCGUCUCCAGCUGACCGUUCUCCUCUGCGAGACGCGCCCAGUUCACCCGCGAUGUUAGCUACCAUGACUCCAGUAAAUGCGCUGGAAUUAAAAAAAGAGAUGGAGGAAAAACGUGCCAUGGGACAUUCUCCCCUUUACGCUCAAGUUAAGACCGAAGUGAUGUACGAAAAAGACGAUGAAUUAUACGCGCACGCAGUUCACGAUAAAAACGACGCACCUAUAGAUCUCAUAUAUGACGACGGAAACAAAACGGUCAUUUAUACGACGACGCCCCAUCAAAAGGGGUUAGAAAUGUAUUCUUCGGAUAAUUCGGGAGAGAUAACUAUUAAUAAUAUAAACGCUCAUCACAUUCAGGGACAGCAAAUCGCUGACGUAUUAAUUGACAGUAAUUCGGGUGCCAUGGUGACAACGGGGGAUGUAGCUGGAAGUCCUCCGGGAACCGUUUCCGUCGUUUUGCAAGGAAACGGCCAGGGACUAUUACAGUAUCCACAAAGUCAAGUACCUGGAACCACCGUCCUCGUUGUUUCCGAGCUGGUGGACGACAUGGGUUUACCACUCGUCGGAAUUAGAAAACGAAAGGACAGUUUGGAGUCCAGUGGCAGCACUCACACAGGAGGUGCGGGUGAAUUGUCAGCGGCGGCUCCCCGGGGUAUGGCCGAGCUGCCCGAGGGGGGAGCCCCUCAAGAAGACCAACAAACCUGGCGAACUUCUAAUUACGAGCACCCCCUGACUGCAGCCACCACCGCUAUGCUAAACAUCGGUGGCGGCGCCGAAGACCAAGCCACCACUAUGGGGCUCAUCUACGAAUAUUAUAAAUUACCUGCCCUUCCUGCGGAUUCAAAGGAUAAACUCGGCGAUAUUUGGUCGACGAGUUCCCAGGCUGGUGGAAUCCUGACAUCGCAGUUAAAGGCGGCCAAUGGGCUAGUGAGUGGGGCUGGCUUAGAGCUGACAAACCCGCCUCUAAGCACCGCAAAUCAACUAAGUACUCAAGACAUACAAGGUUUAUUUAUAAACCAACACGUUGGUUAUGCACAGCCCACGGCCUCCGGUAGCCAAAGUUUGCACAUAGUGAAACGCGAACCGGAAGACUUGAGCCACCACCGGAAAUUGGACGCGAGUUCUCCAGGUCUGGAUGGAUCGAUAAUCGUUAGCAAACAACCGCGACACAAGGUUGUGCUGGUAUCUUCCGUGAGCGGCCAGCCGGGGGAUUUGGUGGUGGAUGUCAACACAAUUAAAGACGAAAGUUGUCUUAACUCUCCGCAACAUGCUUCUCGUUCAGUAAAUGGAACACCGACUUCUUCACAUAGCAGUUUACUUGCCGAUGGCUCUAACACCGGUCCCAUAGAGUUUGUAUCUUCGGAUGGCCUCAAGCCGGCAAUGUACAGCACUCAAAUAUUUGCGACUAUGAAUAAUACUCACAGUGGUAGUGGAACUCCUUCGCCUAUCCCUUAUAGUGAUCAUGUAACCCAAUACACCCAAAACGCGAUUAGCGGCGGUUAUACGAGUUCUACAGUGCGAGCGUCUAGCUCAGGAGCGUUUACCGUCACCGAUCCGUAUUAUCGGGAGUAUUUUACUACCGUUGCCUCCGGGGCUGGCACUCCGGAGCCUAUUUAUACGAGUCAAUUGCGCCAAAAUCAGUUAAAUUAUGGCGAGGAAGCGGUUGGCGGUGGAACGACAGCUAGUUUCGUCGAACGAUAUGUUCGGCAAUCCAGUGCGUAUCACAAUAAAGGAGUUAUUGCCGCCGCCACCGCUGCCGGCCUUACCGUGGAUUUACCAAGUCCGGAUAGUGGAAUUGGUGCAGAUGCCAUCACACCUCGCGACCAGAACACGAUGCAACAGUCGUUUGACUACACGGAGCUAUGUCAAACAAAUCCUUCGCUGCUGGAUCCCCUAUCUAUGAGUCAACGCGGCGUCGUUACUACUGCCCAAUCUGGUGCUCAAACUGGCAGCAGAAGUCGUCCUUGGCACGAUUUUGGCCGUCAAAACGAUGCCGACAAAAUACAAAUACCUAAAAUAUUUUUGCCGUAUGGUUUUAAAUACUUCCUAGAAACGCCGAUAUCAACAUCGCAAAGGCGUGAAGACGAUCGUAUUACUUACAUAAAUAAAGGACAAUUUUAUGGAAUAACCUUAGAAUAUCUUCCAGAUCCCGACAAACAACUUAAAUCACAAACCGUCAAGAGUAUUGUUAUGCUGAUGUUUAGAGAGGAGAAGAGUCCGGAUGAUGAAAUAAAGGCAUGGCAGUUUUGGCAUGGACGGCAGCAUUCUGUCAAACAAAGAAUAUUGGAUGCCGACACAAAAAAUAGUGUGGGACUGGUGGGAUGUAUCGAAGAAAUUGCACACAAUGCCAUCGCGGUUUAUUGGAACCCACUAGAUAGUCCUGCAAAGAUCAAUGUUGCUGUUCAGUGUUUAAGUACGGACUUCAGUAGUCAAAAAGGAGUGAAGGGACUUCCUUUACACCUACAAAUCGACACAUACGAAGACCAUAGAGAACCAACGGUGAAUCACCGAGCCUACUGCCAAAUAAAAGUGUUUUGUGAUAAGGGAGCCGAACGCAAAACAAGAGACGAAGAAAGGAGGGCCGCGAAACGAAAAAUGACGGCGACGGGACGUAAAAAACUCGACGAACUGUACCAUCCAGUCUGCGAUAGGUCCGAAUUUUACUCCAUGAGUGAUUUAACAAAACCGCCAGUUCUAUUUACUCCCGCAGAGGAUAUCGAUAAGUUGACAUCAAUGGAGCUGCAAGGUUUUUAUCCACAUGACACGGACAGUUCUCUAAGUGGACCUGCCGAUCAUGUAAAAUCUGGUUCGCCCUUCCUUUUACAUACCGCCGGCAAACCACCGACGACACCCACUUUGAAAUUUCACAACCAUUUCCCUCCCGAUUCUGAAAAGAAAGACAGCCUUCUGGAUACUAGUUUAACUACUGAUGGAGCAUUGUUCACUCCACCAUUGAAACGUGCCAAAGUGAUUGGUAGCGUGUCCGGAUCCGGAGGACCGCCGCCUUUAAACGAGCGAGUAAUGCUGUACGUACGGCAAGAGUCGGAGGACAUAUACACACCAUUGCACGUGGUUCCACCGACGACGGUUGGAUUACUAAAUGCUAUUGAGAAUAAGUACAAAAUUUCUGCUUCGAGCAUAAAUAACUUGUAUCGCAAAAACAAAAAAGGCAUUACGGCCAAGAUUGAUGACGAUAUGGUAGCGUACUAUUGCAAUGAAGACCUUUUUCUCCUAGAACUGAAAGCGGUCGACGAAGAACUGUUUGAUAUUACUUUUAUAGAACUGAUGGAUCAUUAACUCUCUUGUUGCUAUAUAAGUUUUGCCCUAACAUACUCAUUUAUCGUUUGUUGUGAUUGUUUCUAGAAUAUCUUUUAAGAACAAAGUGUUGAAUGUAGAAUUUUAUUUUUUGUUUAUAGAAUCUAGAAAGUGUCAUCGUAUUAGAACUUCCGAACACUUUUAUUUCUUUAAGUUAUUGUUAUUAUUAGUUGAUUUUAUGAUGGUCACAAUUUUGUUUUACAAUUAGUUUGUGACCUUUAGCAUUCAAUGUAUUUUACAUUCUAGGCUCGAAUUUUUAUAUUACGGCAAUAUCGAACUUUUUCAAACCAUACUAAGUAAUUAAUGAACGUAUACGUUAAGCCAAUUAAUGGCGAAUUUGAUUUUUAAAAAUCAUGGUCACCAAUGAUCUCACAGUUGUAUUUAUACAGGUAUUAUAACAACCCUUACAGCGACACAAGAUUAUGUAUCAAAGGGAAUGGGUUAUGGAACUCUAAUUGUAAAUGUAAAUUGUACAUACAUACCAGAUCCAGCCAUGACUUAGCAAUAAGAAUUAUUGAAAAAAUAUUACAUUGUGAUUUUCGUUAAUUUAAAGUAUAUUAUAUGUUAAUGUUAUGAUUGAUAACCAAUUGAAAUUCGCGUACGUUAAUUUCACUUUUAAAAUGUAAGAUUUUCCCGGAUUUCAGUUGGUUUAUUCUAAUUUUGAGCAUUCCAUUAUGCGAGAGGGUAGUAUUAAAGAUAAUUUGGCCACUCGCCCAAAAAACAUUUAAAGCGUACCUGACUUAUGCUUAUAUCUUGAUAAAGCCAAUUUAAAAAAUGGCAGUUUCCAAAAACUUAUAAUUGAGUUUUAUGUAGAACAUCUUUAAGUUUUUCUCAUGAACCGGAAAAUUUAGCACUGAUUUGAAUAAUUUUUUGUAUAAAUUUCAAUAUUUAUUGAGCGUAUUUAAUCAUUAUAUUUGAUUCCGUACAUUUUUAUAUAUUUUUAUAUACUUAGACUUCCUUAGGGUUAAGUAUUGCUAAUUUUAGAAAUAGCUCUCUUUAUCAUCCAUUAUUUUUAAAAUGUAUGAUAGAAAAGCUAUAUGCAUAUCACUGCAACGAAUCAUCACCAUUGUUU